This is a messenger RNA of Trichomonas vaginalis G3, 375 nucleotides long. RefSeq lists its product as uncharacterized. Lineage: Eukaryota; Parabasalia; Trichomonadida; Trichomonadidae. The transcript has a single exon. The record is from RefSeq and is a predicted model, not a curated record. Bases 1 to 375 code for a protein of 124 amino acids.
AUGCUCAGAUUAUCCUCAAACUCCUCAGCUUAUCCUCAGGCUACUCCUCAAACUCCUCAGUCUAAUCCUCAGACUCCUCCUCAGAUUAUCCUCAAACUCCUCAGACUACUCCUCAGACUACUCCUCAAACUACUCCUCAAACUACUCCUCGGUCUAAUCCUCAGACUCCUCCUCAGAUUAUCCUCAAACUCCUCAGAUUAUCCUCAAACUCAUCAGACUACUCCUCGGUCUAAUCCUCAGACUCCUCCUCAGAUUAUCCUCAGACUCCUACUCAGAUUAUCCUCAGACUCCUACUCAGAUUAUCCUCAAACUCCUCAGAUUAUCCUCAAACUCCUCAGAUUAUCCUCAAACUCAUCAGACUACCCCUCGGUCUAA